UUACAGAGCGAAAGAAGAUCAAACUUGUUGAAGUAGCACACUGCAAACUGUUCGACUCGAGAUUCUUUGUAAGCUGGGCAUGGUCUUAGGGACGACGGCGGGGCGAUGACGCUCUACCACCGUCCUUCGUCAUCGCCAGGAGUCCUUCAGGACUCGCACAGUCUCCCGAACCCGACCCUGAGUUUCUCCUCGAUCCUUACCUCCGAUAACAAACGUUACUAUCGUUGUUCAACGUGGAAACUGGCAAAGACGAACGCCACCAUUGCGUUCGUUAGGAGGCAUGAAGGAUCGACCUCAUCGACCUUACCGAGACCAUCACGGACAGGCGAUGCCUCUAGAGGAGGUUCAGGGAUUGCUGCUUCCACCCUCCAGAACAGGUAACCGGGGACCUCUGAACGUGACGAUUGUACAGGUCGGAAAAGGAAACGGGGGCAGUGGAGAUGGCGGAAGUGAUUUACUGAGAUUGGAACCACCGUCGGAUUUAAGGUCAGCACCAUCGCCCUUAUCCGACACGAGUGCUACGCUGCAGUCCGACAACAAUGAUACUUUUAGCGGAGGUGUUGAUCCACGAUUACUGUUGGGUGCAAGUACCGGCGGCGAACGUAACACGUGGGAGGGUCGUUAUCACGUAAAGGAACAUCGGCGUGCUGGAAAGGCGACCUUUCAGGGCCAAGUUUACAACUUCCUGGAGCGUCCCACUGGCUGGAAGUGCUUCCUAUACCACUUCUCUGUGUGA
Bombus pascuorum is the source of this 736-nucleotide messenger RNA. Its product is annotated as potassium voltage-gated channel subfamily KQT member 1-like. Bases 281 to 736 code for a protein of 151 amino acids. Lineage: Eukaryota; Metazoa; Arthropoda; Insecta; Hymenoptera; Apidae. The record is from RefSeq and is a predicted model, not a curated record. The transcript has 3 exons.